Molecule: messenger RNA, 1512 nt
Organism: Dujonia railenensis
Lineage: Eukaryota; Fungi; Ascomycota; Pichiomycetes; Serinales; Debaryomycetaceae
Source: the annotation of a GenBank genome assembly
AUGAGUGAUAGAAUGCUGAAAGAAUCUCUUCAUGAUUCCUCAAGCGAGAAGCUUGCGAAUACUAAUGUGGACGAAUAUGAUACUAGAACUGCUGAAGAGCAAGUUGCUGAGGCUGCUGAAAAAUACGGUGUCAACCAUAAGAAAUUGAUGUGGAAAAUCGACUUGUGUGUCGUUCCUCCAUUUUGCUUACUCUACUUCCUUUCCUUCUUGGACAGAGUGAAUAUUUCCAAUGCCAACGUUUAUGGACUUUCUACGGAUUUGAACUUGGUGGGGAACCAGUAUAACACUUGUUUGACAUUAUUUUUCGUUCCUUACGUGUUUUUCGAAGUUUUCUCCAACUAUGCCUUAAAAUUCAUCCCUCCACAUAGGUGGCUUUCUGGGUGUAUCAUGGCCUUCGGAGCUGUGAGUAUUGGUAUGGGGUUUGUGAAGAAUUUUGGUGGGUUAGCCGCUUGUCGUUUUCUCUUGGGUGUUUUCGAAAGUGGUUCGUUCCCAGCGCUUUUCUAUAUCUUAGCUAACUUCUACGAGAAGGGAGAAGCGCAAAGAAGAUUCUCCGGAUUUUUCUCUGUCACUGCUUUGGCUGGUGCAGCAGGUGGUGCUAUUGCUUACAGAAUGAACGAUUUGGAUGGUAAGCACGGUUUGGAAUCUUGGAGAUGGAUUUUCAUUAUCGAUGGUAUCGUCACUUGUGCUGGUGCUAUCUUACUUUAUUUCACCAUUGCUGAUUUCCCAGAACAAGCUAAAUUCUUGAAUGACAAUGAAAGAAAGUUCCUUAAAGAGAAGUUGGCCAUUCACUCAGGAACUGAGUCUGGAUUCGAAAUCAAAGAUACUCCAAAAGACGUUUUGGGAUGUUUUAAGGAUUACUUGAUUUGGUUACCAGCUUUAGCUUACUUCGGGUUAAUUAUUCCAUCAUACGGUUACGCAUACUUCGCUGCUACCAUCAUCAAGCAAAUGGGUUACACUGCAGUGUCUGCUCAACAGCAUUCAGUCUAUCCAUGGUUAGCAGCUUUUGGUUUAAUCAACACCACAUCCUUUAUCAGUGAUAGAUUUAAGAUAAGAUUACCAUUCGCCAUUGGUUCAUCUUUAUUAGCCAUUGCUGGAUUGGCAAUGGUGUACGCUUCUACUGAUCCUCACACAAGGUACGCAGGAUGUUUCCUUACCGCAUCUGGUUUAUAUUCAGCUAUGCCCUUAUUGGUCUGCUGGUCAUCAUUGAACUUCGGUGGCCAUUUAAGAAAGGGUGUGGGUACUGCAUGGCAAAUUGGUUUUGGUAACAUUGGUGGUAUCAUUGCAACUUUUGUUUUCCUCGCCAAAGACGCUCCAAAGUAUGGUCCAGGUUUAAUUGUUGGUAUCUCAUUUGUAUGUUUCUCCAUUUUAAUGAUGUUACUUUACUUUUUCUCCGUUUAUAGAUUAAAUGGGGCAAAGAAGACUGAAGCCUACCAGACCAAGUUCGCUGCAUUGUCGGACAGGCAAAGGGUGCAAUUGGGUGACAGAAAUCCAACCUUCACUUAUUUGUACUAA